Molecule: messenger RNA, 324 nt
Organism: Protopolystoma xenopodis
Lineage: Eukaryota; Metazoa; Platyhelminthes; Monogenea; Polystomatidea; Polystomatidae
Source: the annotation of a GenBank genome assembly
AUGGCGCAGAUGGCUGAAAAAAGGGCAUUAAAAUAUGAUGAAAUGGUGCGUUAUAAUAUUGCUUCAAAAUUACAUCUACUCAGUGUUGAACUUGAAGAAGUAGAGACUUCAAGGGCUUUGGAAUAUGAACGCGAAAUUGCUGAUAGACUCGAAGCUGAACGCAAAGAAAAGGCAGCAUCCAGUCGAUUUCAACAAAAAAUCGAUCUACAAAAUCAGCUCAAAGAACAGGAGCAAAGACAUCAAGAGGCAUACGCAGAAUUCCUCAAAGACAAAAUGAUGGUAGACGAAAUAGUGAAAAAAAUAUAUGAGGAAGACCGUCUGUAA